AUGCUGCAAGGGAAGAUAAAAAAGUUCAAGCUACCCAUUGACAAUAAUAUCGACAAUUUUUUAAAGGACAUAAGUUUAAAGAAAAAUGAGUUUGUGUACGGGUGUGGGGCGGAAGAUAUAGAAAAUGUGAAUCUGAAAGCUGAGUGUAUAAUUAAUUAUUUCAAUUUCAUCAAUGACAGUUACAGCAAUUUGUUACUUCUGUUGUGUCAAGAGGGAUUUGACAAUGUACUGAAUUACAUACGAAUAAGUGACAAUUUAAACGAUGGAGAACAAGAGAAGAUAUUCGGCUGUCUAACUAUUUUAAUUGAAAAAAGUGUAGACGUUUUUAAAAAUUUUUUUAAAUGUGUAGAAAAAUAUCACCAAAAAAAUGAAUAUUGUGAUAAUGGAGUAGAAAUGUUACAAUUUAUUGUAAAUGAAAAUAAUAAUAUAAUGAAUAUGAUCAUUCAGUGCUUGGAAGAUAAUUACAAAGAGUAUUCUGUAAAUGAAAAGAGAAAAAAAAAAUUUACCUUUUUCGAGAUCCACGAAAUAUUAAUCUCCUACUUUCAUGCGCUCACAUUUAUUUAUUUAAAUUUGUUUAAUUGUUAUUAUAAUAAUAAUUUUUGUAAUCAGCAGAAUAAUGAGAUGGUGGUUAUUAAUGUUCAGAGAGGGAGGAAAAAACUGAAAAAGGAUAACGAUGAAGAAACAAAUAUCCCUUUGAAAAAUAUGAAUUGUCUUUUGAACAACAUCAUUUUAUUGGUAAGCAAUAUAAACUUUGGUAUUUUAUAUGACCAGGUAAACAUUCCUGUGGUGGAUUUAUAUCUGCAGUUUUUUCUAAAUAUCUACACAAUUAAUCAGGAAAAUAACAACCUGUUUAACAUAAGUGCCUAUCAUGAUCACAUCUCCAUGAUCAUUGGAAAUUUGCUGAAGAUGUACAUUAAGGAAGAGAAGGAAAGUGGACGGCAUGUUGCUAUGUCCAAUAGGGGCGACAGGAACAGGGAGAGCGAUAAAAGUGAGGGGAAAAAAAGUGCUGCUUCGGGGUGGCAACACAGGGAUGAUUUCAGUGAGGAAUUAGGUGAAGAUAGUGAGGAUGCAAAUAACGACGAUAACGGAGGUGACAGUAGUGCCCAUCGAGGUGGUAACCAAGUUGGGGAAACGCAGAAGGAACCCGCCAAAGAAGAAGACAGCAAGAGCGAAAAGUCAGUGGGAGAAAAGUUCUACUCCUUCUCCUUUACGUAUAUUUUUUUAAACAACUGCAAAAAGUGCACCAACGUAAAUAUCUGUGAUGCCCUACUGAGGGUGAAGAAUACAGACAUUCCGGCAAUAAUUAUAAAGGAGUUUAUCGAUUACGUAAAGGAGAAUUCGCUUCUCUACUUAAACCUGAGUGUACAAACACAUGCACAGAAUGAAAUAUUAAAUGUGCUAAAUUUUUUGGAGUACUUAUCGAAAAAUUUAAGUUUCCAUCUGCUAUCAUUUUUGAAAGAUUUGACGGACAUGCUGGGUAUUGAUAUAUAUUACAUUAGAAAAUCCAUUUUCGAAAUGUUUAAAAAUUUUAUAACUUUGGCUAAGGCUAGUGAAGAAUUGAACGAGAGGGGAAACGGCGAUCGGGAAGGAGAAGAUGGUCAUGCCACUGGUGAUGGAAGGUUUAAGAUGAACAUGGACACAGGGGAGUUGGAACACGGGGGGGAGGAUGACACGGACGACAACGAUGAUGACAACGAUGAUGACAAUGAUGAUGGAGAGGAUGAAUCGGAGGAAACAGAACAGAACGACGAUAGCAGCGAUUUCUUCUCUCAAGGAAACGAUGAUGAGAGUGAAUUCUCCGAUGAGGAAUUUAAAAAGGGGAACGGGUUUAGAAAGAAGAAAGUAAACGCUAAAGGAAAGAACAAACGUGUUAGCAAGGAGAACUCGAAAAAGUCUUGCAUACUUAGGCAAAAGGAGCAAGGACAUAACAAAAAAAAAAAAAAAAAAAAAAAAAAAAUGAACGCAUAUUUAAGAUCAUUUAGAGUAAGCAUAAACGAAAGCAACAUCAGUACAUACAAGGAUAUUAUUCACAAAAUAGUUAUGGAGGAUAUUCCAUUUUUACAAUUAUGUUUUAGAGAGUGCUUAAAAAAUAGAGCCUUUGUUAUGAACGUGUUGAUGUCUAGGCAGCAUGAUUCAAAGCUGCAUGUACGAUGCCAUUUGUUAAAAAUCUUUCAGGAAUUAAUCGAAAAUAAUUUCAUCCCCCUUAAUUAUUACAAUAACUUGUGUUUGAUAUGUAGCGAGCGAAUAAAUGACAAAUCUCCACUGGUGAGGCAGAGGGCCUUUUCCCUGCUUUCAUGCAUAGCAAGUGAUGUGGUGAAGAAUAAGUAUGUUAUCCCGCUAAACACGAGUAGGAUAAAGAGGGAACUGGCGAACCUGACCAGGAGGCAAGAGGCGAUGAAGAGGAAAGAACAGUCAAAUGGGACGGGAAGGAAGAGAGUUAAUCUAUCAGACAGUGAUAGCAGUGAUGGGGGAGGGAGUAACAUAACAGAUCGAGAGCAACGAAACGGAAAAGCGCAAAAUGGUAGUAACCACAACAUUUCCACCGGAAAGAACAACGAAGUAGAAUUAAAGAAGAAUCACCAGAAUAAGUACGAUUUGUUAAUAAAAAUGUACAAGGAAGUUUUAUUCAUUUCGAUUAUUGUUGACGAUUGUGUGGAAUUGUGCUUCAGAUUAUUGUACUCUGUGGUGGAGACGGACCAAAAAAGUGCUAUUCGGUUUAUUAUAUUAGCACAUAUGUGCGGAAAUAAAAAGGCCGAAGAAGAAAUGAACAAAGUGUGGUCUCUAAUUUUUAGUAACAAUUCAAGUAUAGUAGAAAUUAUUAUUAGUGAAUUUGUAAAUGUAAAUAUAACUUGUGAUGACUAUCGAAUAAGUGCCUUUCGAUUAAUUAAUGUUUGUCUUAAUAGUAAGUUGAAGGAUCUGUCAUGUUUGGAGAAGAUAAUGGAGUGUCUAUUAAUGCAGGAGAAGUGCAACGUAAGUGUUACGAAAUUACUGGAUGAGUUAUUUAACAUUAUUUUUGUAGAUACGUUUAGUGAGAACAAAAAUUUAAUCAUCAAAGAAGGGGCUCUCCUGUUGAUGAAGAUACUUUGCUAUUCUAUCCAUACGGUUAAUUUAAAAAAAGGAAAAAAAGAACAUCACUUUGUUUUUAGUAACAAAAGGAAGCAUCUCAUUUUGGUAUUCAUCAAUCAGUACAAGGAAAAUCUUCAUUUUAUAAAUUUGUUAAUUUUAAUUUUGCGAUAUAAUAAGACGAAUAAAAUUGUACAGAGUUUACUUAUAAUUUUGUUUAACCUUGUUUUUGAUCAUAUAUCUGAUGGGAAGGGGGAGAAAAAUGGAGAAAAAAUUUCUGCAAUUGAGAUGACUCCCCGGGUAUCUUCCCCGGGGAGGACUAAAAAGGGGCGCAUCAGCAUUAACGGGGUUGCAGAUAACACGGAGAAUGGAGGAAUUUCUGAGGAGGUUUAUCAUUUCCCCCUGGAGGAUGACAGAAAUGUGUGGUUCAAAUGUUGUCAGUCCAUUGUGGAAAGCAUGUACGAACACUUUGAUGACUUCCUUGCCAUCUUUGCGAUGAAGAUGAAGAGCAUGCUUAGUGCCAUACUUUGUGAUGGAAACAAAAGUACAAAUGAAGAUUUGGCUGAGAGCAAAGGAAGGGACAGCUCGGCGUGCAGACUACGCAGUAAGGGAGUGGACGAAUCGGAAGAGAGCGCGUUAGAUAAAUCCAACAAGGUGUCCUGCUUUCUAUUAACCAAAUUUAUAUUUGUAUCUGGUCAUCUAGGUUUAUAUACCUACAUAUAUGCAGAAAAGAUACAAAAUAAUUUGAAAAAAAUCGCAUCUAAAAGUGACAGUAAUUAUGGAAUGUGCACGAAGGAAGAAAAGGACAGAGAAUAUUUCGACUACGUGGUUGAAAAUAUGAUUGUAUGUAAUAAUUUGUUGGGUAAAAAAAUUAUGCCUUUAAUAUUUUUAAUUUUGAGUAACCCGGAGAGUUUUUUUAAUGACUGUGUAGUUAAGGGAGAAGCGGAUACGGGGAGGAAGUGGCCUCUUAAAAAUGGCAUUUCCACUCCUUUUAAGGAUGAUUAUAAUGUGAAGGGGAAUAUCUACAUGCAUUAUGAAAUGUAUCUCCUAGUCCUGGUUUGUCUCCUAACUCUGUGUAAGUUUUGCAUAAUUUCGCAAAAGUUUUGUCAGAAUAUCGUGAAGGAUCACGUGUCGAUUAUACAGCUGAUUGUGUCCAUCAUAACAGAGGAGAGGAACUCCAUUUUUGAGUUGAAAACGGAGAUGUUGCUGGGAAGGGGGGGCACCGCGUCUAAUGGAGAUGAUACUGGGAGCGACGACAGCGAAGGUAGUGAGGGUAGUGAGCGUGAUGACAAUGGCGUGGCGCAUUUUGCGCAGUCCUCCUCUCGCAGGGGCAGAAGGAAGAGGGGAGUAGCAAAAAAGGAAGACAACCAUUUGUGCAUCGAAAAUGAGAAAUUGGAGGGAUUUUCUUCCACUCAGGAAGAGAGGGACAUCGAGGACGACCCGUGGAAUAUCUUCCGAAGCAGAAUAAUGUUCCGGACAAUUUCGAACAUACGAAAAAUGCUCCUAAUCAGUUACGCCGAUUUGUUAUAUAGGCACCCAAACCUGUUGGAGCCAUACAACAAGUACAUUUUUAAAGUUCUUAAUGAUAAGGACAUAAACCUGAGGAGGACAGCUGUAUCUGUCUUUACGCACCUUUUCAUGACGGACACAGUGAAGGCCAAAAAUAUUUUGCUUGUUCAUAUGAUGUACUUAACCAUCGAUAAGGAUGAGAAAAUAUCGAGUGGAUCCAAAUCGUUCUUCUAUGAAUUAGAUAGGAAGUCGCAUGUGACAUUGGUGAACAACAUAUGUGACAUGAUAUCCGUCCUGGCAAAAAAUGAAAAGAAAUUAAAGUACGAAAUGAAUAAAGAGAUUGAAGAAUUUCUUCUGAGUUUUAUUAAAAAGAGUAAAUAUAACGAAACGUUGGUGGAGAAAAUUUUUAAAAAAAUGAAGGAAGUCAACAUUAACAAAACUGACGCACUGAAACUGUACAUGCAGGUCUUUCUAAACAUACAAAUUGAUGAAAAGGUGUUGAGUAGAAUGAAUAAGUGUUUUCCUCUAAUUAGAUACAUCAUAAGGGAAAAUCAGUACAUUCAGGAGGCCUUCAUUCAUAUAUGUAAAAAGGCCACGGAGAAAAAGAGGGGAAGACCGGCAGAGGAAGGACAACACCAACAGCACCAAUUAAAUACAUCGAACAAUGAAAAGGGAAAUAACGAACGGGUCGAAAAUGACAAACUGGAAAAUAAAAUGAGGGAACUGGCUGAAGAUAUCCUAGGCAAAAUUGAGUCGACCACAAAUAAAUCCAAGAACGUUUCGAAUGCUCAUGGCAGUGCAAGCAAUGUUGUUUUGAAGGAGUCCAAAGGUAAGGAGGAUGAAGGGGAAUUGACCAUGAGCAGAAAUGAGGAGGGUGACAUAUAA
Molecule: messenger RNA, 5457 nt
Organism: Plasmodium knowlesi strain H
Lineage: Eukaryota; Apicomplexa; Aconoidasida; Haemosporida; Plasmodiidae
Exons: 1
Coding region: 1-5457 (1818 amino acids)
Biological process (GO): meiotic chromosome condensation; mitotic chromosome condensation
Cellular component (GO): condensed chromosome, centromeric region
Molecular function (GO): histone binding
Source: RefSeq, a predicted model, not a curated record